Guillardia theta CCMP2712 is the source of this 864-nucleotide messenger RNA. RefSeq lists its product as hypothetical. NCBI's taxonomy places the organism in Eukaryota, Cryptophyceae, Pyrenomonadales, Geminigeraceae. The transcript has 3 exons. The record is from RefSeq and is a predicted model, not a curated record. The coding region runs from base 1 to 864 and encodes 287 amino acids.
AUGUCACUGUAUUCCCACAGUGGGUUGAGUGUACUCGUGUUGUCAUGCCUGCUGAUGAAUCUGGGUUUGGUUUGGGCUGCAAUACCCGUGUCCAUGCAGGACGGCGGUAAGAUGGAAGUGCGCAGUGUAGAGGAGAUUGUUUCCUGUGCGGGACAGUUUUCUCUGGGCCUGAAUGCGAGCUUGGAAUGCUCCAAGGAUUUCUUCAUUGAGAUACUCGUGUGCCAAGAUGUCUUCUGUGCGAGCAGAUCGGCCUUUGGCACAGUCUGUGGUUCGACGUUGGAAAAGGUCCCUGUGAAUUUCGGGCUUUACAUCAAUCUCACCAUCUCAGCCAUUCCGAGCCCGUCGGGCGUCAAUUUCAGCUAUGUCGGGUUGACUGAGGGUUGCACAAACGAGACUCAUCCCAUUAGAAGUAACUCGGGCCAGGUCUCUGAAUCCAUGGGAGCGAGUUCCGAUGUCUGCAGUUGGCUGAUCCAACCACCAGGAAUAUCGAGGGUUGUGCUGUCCUUGCGAACUUUUGAUCUGGAGCAGACGAGUUGCACCAAUCGGUCUGAGACUUACCGCGUGUAUCGAUGCCUCAGCAUGGAUUGCGCUGCUUCCGCUCUAGCACAGCUCUUUACUUGUGAGAACGUCUCCAACAGCACCAUGUCACUGGACUCUGAGUAUGGAGUGAAGAUUGACCUUGAUCGUUCCUUGUCAGACACAUACACUUUGCAACUUACGUGGGACUCUUCGUACAGUAAGUGUCCUGCAUCAGAGACCUUGCUGUCAAGUGAGAUCAUCAAUGUGACCAACGGGUUUGGAGGCUGGCAUUACAACUACAACUGUCAAUGGUUCGAGACGAUUGUCACAGUGUAUGGAAUUUGA